AUUACACUGAACUUUUUAAGUGUCGGUGCUGUUUUUAAAAAGCUGUCGGGCUCGAACGCGUGCUUCUUGCCGUUGAACGUAACCGGCUCGUCUUGAGAAAACGCGUUGCGGCGGUUCUUUAAGGAGCGGCUCUCUAGUUCGCAGGCCGCGAGCAAGCACAGCACAGCACGCGCGAGGCCUUUCCCCGCGCGCACUGACUUGACUGAAAAGAGUGCCCCCUGUUUAGAUCCCCAUCAUGGCAGAUCCAGAUCUUGAUUUCACCAGCGGAGAUGCCGGGGCUUCGACCACUUACCCCAUGCAGUGCAGCGCCCUGCGCAAGAACGGGUUCGUGGUUCUGAAGGGUCGUCCCUGCAAGAUUGUCGAAAUGUCCACUUCCAAGACUGGCAAGCAUGGUCACGCAAAGGUUCACAUGGUUGGAAUUGACAUUUUCACAAAUAAAAAGUAUGAAGAUAUCUGCCCCUCCACCCACAACAUGGACGUGCCUAACAUCAAAAGAAAUGACUACCAGCUGGUUGAUAUCAGUGAGGGAUUCCUUUCUCUUAUGAUGGACAACGGAGACGUGCGUGAAGACCUGCGUGUGCCAGAAGGUGACCUGGGCAAAGAAAUUGAAAGCAAAUUUGCAGCUAGUGAAGAGAUGUUGGUUACUGUGCUUUCAGCUAUGGGCGAAGAAUCUGCUGUGGCUGUCAAACCCAUGACCAAAUAGGAAGAAAGACUGGGCUGCUCAGGCUGCAACAUGCUACACUUUAACAAA
Molecule: messenger RNA, 751 nt
Organism: Carassius auratus (goldfish)
Lineage: Eukaryota; Metazoa; Chordata; Actinopteri; Cypriniformes; Cyprinidae
Product: eukaryotic translation initiation factor 5A-1-like
Exons: 5
Coding region: 236-703 (155 amino acids)
Biological process (GO): positive regulation of translational termination; positive regulation of translational elongation
Molecular function (GO): RNA binding; ribosome binding; translation elongation factor activity
Source: RefSeq, a predicted model, not a curated record